Cajanus cajan (pigeon pea) is the source of this 1656-nucleotide messenger RNA. RefSeq names its product patatin-like protein 2. Gene Ontology annotation, biological process: lipid metabolic process. Gene Ontology annotation, molecular function: glycerophospholipase activity; monoacylglycerol lipase activity. NCBI's taxonomy places the organism in Eukaryota, Viridiplantae, Streptophyta, Magnoliopsida, Fabales, Fabaceae. The record is from RefSeq and is a predicted model, not a curated record.
ACCAACAAACCCAAGCAAUUAAGCCUGAAUCUUUCCUUAGAUACCCAUAACUCUUUGUACGUUGCAUAAAGAAACUACAGCCCUUGCUUAGUUUCAGCAUAUUCUCAUAACAUUAAUCCUUACUCAAGAAGAGAAUAUUUUUUACACACACAAAUUAAACCUCCAUUUCGCCCUAGCUAAUUUCAAAUAUUAUAUAUAUUCAUGGAGAGAGCACAGUCAUCCAUUGAACAAAUUCAGCCUCCAACUUAUGGAGAUUUAGUUACCAUUCUUAGCAUCGAUGGUGGUGGUAUUAGGGGUAUCAUCCCUGCUACCAUUAUUGCCUUCCUUGAAUCUCAGCUUCAGGAGUUGGAUGGUGAAGAUGCAAGGCUAGCAGACUACUUUGACGUGAUAUCAGGAACAAGCACGGGUGGUCUCGUAACCGCUAUGUUAACUGCUCCAGAUAGCAACAAUAGACCACUUUUCUCUGCCAAAGAUAUCAAACCCUUUUACAUGGAACACUGUCCCAAAAUCUUCCCACAACAUAGUGGUCUCGGUGGGACGAUAAUAGCAAAGGUAAUAAGAUCUCUGGGAGGACCCAAAUACGAUGGUAAAUAUCUUCAUGCGGUCAUCGCAGAAAAACUUGGAGACAUUCGGUUGCAUGAGACACUCACCAACGUUGUCAUUCCCACCUUCGACAUCAAGUGUUUGCAACCAAUUAUUUUCUCAUCUUACCAGGUUAAGAAUUCCCCAUGCAUAGAUGCUAAACUCUCAGACAUAUGCAUCAGUACGUCCGCUGCACCUACUUAUCUCCCUGCUCACAAUUUCAGCAACCAAGAUUCAAAAGGGAACGUUCACGAAUUCAACCUCAUUGAUGGUGGCGUUUGUGCAAAUAAUCCUACCUUAGUUGCCAUGAACGAAGUAACAAAGCAAAUCAUUAAGGAAAAUUCUGAUUUCUUUCCAAUCAAGCCUAUGGAAUAUGGUCGGUUCCUAAUAAUUUCAAUAGGCACUGGAACAGCGAAAAAUGAGGAAAAAUUCAAUGCACCAAUGGCAGCAAAAUGGGGAUUAUUGGAGUGGCUAACUCACAGUGGUACUACUCCCUUAAUUGAUGUUUUCACUCAAUCCAGUGCAGACAUGGUUGAUUUCCAUUUAUCUACUGUGACUCAAGCACUUCAUUCAGAAGACAAUUACCUCCGAAUACAAGAUGACACACUGAUUGGAACGGAUUCUUCAGUUGACAUUGCUACAAAGGAGAACUUGGAGAAACUUUGCCAAAUUGGAGAAAAUCUGUUAAAGAAACCAGUUUCUAGGGUCAAUUUAGAGGAUGGUCUCUCUGAGCCACUAAAAAAUGGGGGAACCAAUGAAGAUGCUCUCAAAAGGUUUGCAAAAAGACUUUCUCAAGAGAGGAGACUCCGUGAAAUGAGAUCCCCACACACUAAAAAGGCGCGUUCGAUUUCAUCAGCUUGGUGAUUUAAUUACUGUUUGUAUGUGUUGUAAGUGAAAAAUAUAUUUGUAAAAUAUUUUAGUAGAACAAGUUUUAGAUAAGGUCAAAAAAUAAAUUGCUUAUUGAAAAAAAAUGCAACCUCCAGGGGGCUAGUUGGUUUGUUUAUUUUUUAUUUUAUUUUUACACAGCUUCUGUGCAUUAGUUGUAAUUCAACUACAAUAAUAUAAAUUCUUGUU